Molecule: messenger RNA, 624 nt
Organism: Drosophila novamexicana
Lineage: Eukaryota; Metazoa; Arthropoda; Insecta; Diptera; Drosophilidae
Product: larval cuticle protein A2B-like
Exons: 3
Coding region: 1-624 (207 amino acids)
Cellular component (GO): extracellular matrix
Source: RefSeq, a predicted model, not a curated record
AUGCAUUUAAUUCGAUAUCGCCCUCAAGGCGAAAUUGUGAAAGCGCCAAAGACACGAAUCGCCCGCGGUCAAACAGCACCAAUUGGAGAGGGUGUGGUUCUUCUCUGCUUUCGUAUCACUGUUCGGAUAUUCGCCAAGCCCUCAAGCUCACUCGCCAUGGCCUUCCAGUUCUUUGCCAUCCUUGCGCUCGUUGCCGCCGUCAGCGCCGGCGUACUGCCCGUCCAGCAGGUGUAUCAUGCUGCGCCCGCCCCAGCUGUCGCCUAUGCCCAUGCCCCAGUGGCUGUGGCCCAUGGACAGCCAGUGCUGGCCAAGCACGACGAUGAGUACGAUCCCCAUCCUCAGUACAAGUACGCCUACGAUGUGCAGGAUGCCCUCUCCGGUGACUCCAAGAGCCAGGUGGAGGAGCGAGAUGGUGAUGUGGUCCGUGGCGAGUAUUCGCUGGUGGAUGCCGAUGGCUACAAGCGCACCGUCCAGUACACCUCGGAUCCAGAGAAUGGCUUCAAUGCUGUGGUCAACCGUGUGCCCAUCGAUCACGUGAAGACCGUGGUCAAGACCGUCGCUGCUCCUGCUCCUAUUGCAGUCGCUACCGCACCCCAGCACGUUGCCUACCACCAGCAUCACUAA